AACACAAUGUCAUUAUCAACCUCCGAGUCUGAAGUGCGACAGGCAACUACGCCUGCUAGUGCUGUUGGUAAGACGCUUAAAAAAGCCGAGAAAAAAACCUCAGCAAAGUCUAAACAUGUCAAACCCAGCCAUCCUCCAACUUCCGAUAUGGUUAACAGUGCCAUCAAAGGAUUGAAAGAAAGGAGCGGGUCCUCGUUGCAAGCUAUCAAGAAAUACAUCGGUUCGAAUUACAAGGUCGAUUCUGAAAAACUUGCACCGUUCAUAAGAAAAUAUCUGAAGUCCGCUGUACAGUCCGGUUCCCUGAUUCAGACCAAAGGAAAAGGAGCGUCUGGUUCUUUCAAAUUGGCCGCUGGCGGAUCUACAACAAACGCGUCGAAGAAGGUUACGAAAAAAUUGGUCAAGUCGGCCGAUGGAGCAAAUAAGAAUGCGUCAUCUACAACGGCAGCCGAGAAGAAGAACAAAUCCCCUGCCAGGUCUACAACUACAGUGAGUAAGUCGAAAAAGAGAGCGGCAAUUGCUACAGAAAAAAAGAAGCCAAAAUUAACGAAAUCUCCCUCGAAAGCUAAGAAGGCAAUCAAAUCGCCGACGAAGAAGCCCAAAGCACCGAAACCAAAAACGGUCAAAUCAGUAACGGCUCCGAAGAAAGUAACGUCUCCCAAAAAGAAAAAGUAAAACGUAUAUAAUUUUGGAAGGAUAAACAUUUUAAACCGGCCCUUUUCAGGGCCUCUACAAUU
Messenger RNA from Coccinella septempunctata (seven-spotted ladybird), 734 nucleotides. Its product is annotated as histone H1B-like. Gene Ontology annotation, molecular function: nucleosomal DNA binding; structural constituent of chromatin; double-stranded DNA binding. The transcript has a single exon. Bases 7 to 672 code for a protein of 221 amino acids. The record is from RefSeq and is a predicted model, not a curated record. Gene Ontology annotation, cellular component: nucleosome; nucleus. NCBI's taxonomy places the organism in Eukaryota, Metazoa, Arthropoda, Insecta, Coleoptera, Coccinellidae. Gene Ontology annotation, biological process: chromosome condensation; negative regulation of DNA recombination; nucleosome assembly.